Molecule: messenger RNA, 303 nt
Organism: Colletotrichum truncatum
Lineage: Eukaryota; Fungi; Ascomycota; Sordariomycetes; Glomerellales; Glomerellaceae
Source: RefSeq, a predicted model, not a curated record
AUGUACCUCCUGUUAGCGGUACAGCUGGUGGACACUGACCAAAACAUCGGACCUCGGACGGUACGUACAGUACAUCUGCUGUCAACGGGUACAUCUGCCUCCCGUCGCUGCAUGUAUCUUUUAGUGCGUUCGAAAGGAUAUAUCAAAUGCGCAGAACCAUCGCGAGUAGCUUCAAUGACAUUGUCAUCCUGCCGUACGGUGCCCGGGGUCUUACAUGGACGUACCUUUGCCGACCGGAGGACCCUAGGCUUGAUCUACUCUAUGCAUGUAGCCUUGCACGCAUCUCAUCGUUCACGGGUUUGA